This is a messenger RNA of Daucus carota subsp. sativus, 2334 nucleotides long. RefSeq lists its product as uncharacterized. Bases 127 to 2004 code for a protein of 625 amino acids. Gene Ontology annotation, molecular function: ubiquitin protein ligase activity; zinc ion binding; ubiquitin conjugating enzyme binding. Lineage: Eukaryota; Viridiplantae; Streptophyta; Magnoliopsida; Apiales; Apiaceae. Gene Ontology annotation, biological process: positive regulation of proteasomal ubiquitin-dependent protein catabolic process; protein polyubiquitination; ubiquitin-dependent protein catabolic process. Gene Ontology annotation, cellular component: ubiquitin ligase complex; cytoplasm. The record is from RefSeq and is a predicted model, not a curated record. The transcript is spliced from 7 exons.
AUUUGUAUGACAAUCAAUAGGAUCCUUAGACACAUACAUCAGCGGAUUGUAUGGUUUAGUUACAUCUCUUCCCGGUGUCUGUGUGUUGUUUGAUCAUCAAUUACUUCAUUCAUUACUGCGGCGGCCAUGAAUAUGUCUACACGAACACAACCUCACAAGAACCAAUCCUCCUCAUCAUCGACUUUUCAUUCCAAACCCACCAAGAAAUCGCACUCUGAUCGCCCAAAAUCCAAGUGUGUACCUCGAAACAAGCCUGAUUCUGUCGCCAAAUCGUGUCCUGAGGUGGGUUCUUGUCAAGAACAAAAGGUGGAGGAGGAUUGUGCUGCUUGUGACCAACAAGCUGUGAAAGAGUUUGAGGGUGGUUUGGGUGUGAAGAUGGUUGAUGAUAGUGAUGAAUUUGGUUCCGAGAAGCGGAGUGGCGGUGAGGAUGAGAUUGUGACUAGGCUUGAAGAGUUGUUGUUGGGGAGCACAGAGGUUGAGUUGUCUCGGGAGAUUUGGAGUGUUAAUGAUCAGUUGCAACAAGAUGAGUUAAUUGCUAUGGAAUCGAUUUACGGUGAGAAUUUAGUCAUUUCUGACCAGCAGCGCGGGUUACGGUGUUUUCAGAUAUAUGUUCAUAUUGAGUCCCUAAAGGAUAUUACCAUCUCCACCCAGUUAAAUUCUUCUAGUCAUGUUCAGAUCACAUCUGAUGAUACACCUGAAUUUUCAUACUCUUUUAAAGUUCAGUAUCUUCCACCAAUUGUGUUGACAUGUUUAUUUCCUAGAUCAUAUCCAAGUCAUCUCCCUCCAUAUUAUACAAUGUCAGUUCAGUGGCUGGAUUCUUCUAAAAUUUCUAGUCUUUGCUGCAUGCUGGAUUCAAUUUGGAAUGAGCAACCAGGACAAGAGAUUAUAUACCAAUGGGUAGAAUGGUUACAAAGCUCUUCUCUUCCUUAUCUUGGUUUUGAUGAAGAGGUAAUACUUGGUCCUUAUGACAUAAUACACAUUGGAGACAAGCGAGCAAUUUCAGCAAGUGUCUCACCAGAUGUUGAUAUACCUUCAUUAAAGAGUUACAAUGAUGAGCAGUGCCAUGUGAAUUUUGUCAAGAACUUCCAUGAAUGUCACAUAUGUUACAGUGAAUAUCCAGGUGUAGAUUUUAUCAGAUUGUCAUGCCAUCAUUUCUUCUGCUGGAGAUGUAUGGAAACAUAUGUUAGCAUUACUGCAAAGGAAGGUACAAAGACCAAGGUUUUGUGCCCUGAAGAAAAAUGUGAGGGCGUGCUUCCAUCUGGUUUAUUGAAACGAUUGCUUGGUGAUAAAGAAUUUCAACGUUGGGAGACACUCAUCAUGCAGAAAACACUUGCAUCAAUGUCUGAUGUGGUGUAUUGCCCCAGAUGCGAAACAACCUGCUUUGCCGAUGAAGAUAAUGAUGCACAAUGCUCAAAGUGCUUUUAUAGUUUUUGUUCUCUUUGCAGUGAAAAGCGCCACGUUGGAACUUCUUGCAUGUCCCCUGAAAUGAAGCUCCUCGUUUUGCAGGAGAGACAAAAUUCAACUCAGCUGGGGGGUGAACGAAAGCGUCGUGAGAAAGAAAUGAUAAAUGAGAUUCUUAGUGUCAAAGAAAUUCUCCGUGAUGCCAAGCAAUGUCCAUCUUGUAAGAUGGCAAUCUCACGAACCGAAGGUUGCAACAAGAUGGUGUGCAAUAACUGUGGGAAUUAUUUCUGCUACCGCUGCAACCAGAAGAUCGACGGAUACGACCACUUUAAGGGGGAAUGCGAACUUUUCCCGCAGGAAAUGAUUCAGACCUGGGAACGGGCAAAUGCACGAAUGGCAGAAGGUCAGAUUUUAGCUGGCCUUUUUGGUGCUCAGGGUCAUCCAUGUCCUCUUUGCGGUCAAGUGAAUGCAAAGGUGGGAAACAAUAAUCAUAUCUUCUGCUGGGCAUGCAGAAACCAUUACUGUUAUCUUUGCAAGAAGAUUGUCAAGCGGGGAUCAAAUCAUUAUGGGCCAAAGGGAUGCAAGCAACACACUGAAGGAUAGUCUUCGCAGCCAAACGAUAUAUAGAAAGACAAAGAGGCCAUAGUGUGGGAGUUCUGAUUGACAACAUGUGCCUUAUAUAACUGCAAAUGAGAUGUGGUUAAACUAGUCUGCUCCGAAUCAAAGCUUUGUUUCUAAGUUAUGGUUUACAUCAUUGUAAACAAUUUUUGAUUUAUCCAUCAGUUCCUUAUCAUUUAGUUAAGGACUGGUGUUCUUUUUUGUUCUCAUUAGUAUCAAUCAGGACCUUACAAUCUAUGGUAACAUAUUGUAGACUAGAACAAGACAGUGUUUAAUUCAAUACCAAAAUCUUAUAUAAUAGAGGGUUUCUGAGAA